GGCCGCUAAGAAGAACCCCGUGGCACCACGACAGAUCUCCUCCCUGUUCAAUCCAGCCCAUUUAUCUCCCCCUCCGGUUUAUUCCUUCCACGAGUCAGGAGAGAGGUAAAACCCGCCGAACUUUGCUGAGGCAGAGAUACCAAGAACUUUGUAUGGGAUUGGGACACCUGGUGACCAUGCCUGCAUGGUUAGUUUGGGUGUGAUUCACUGCCAAUCCUUGCCAUACAGGGUGGCCGUGGUCGGUUGAACUGUGACAGAAUGGGGAGCACCGACAAGACCGGAACUCCUUAUGGUGAGUACACAUAUGCUGAGCUGGAGAGGGAACUAUACUGGCCAUCUGAGAAGCUGAGGAUUUCGAUCACUGGAGCUGGUGGUUUCAUUGGAUCCCAUAUUGCUCGUCGUCUGAAGAGUGAGGGACACUACAUCAUUGCCUCUGACUGGAAGAAGAACGAGCAUAUGACUGAGGACAUGUUCUGCCAUGAGUUCCACCUUGUUGACCUCAGGGUCAUGGAUAACUGCCUUAAGGUCACCAAUGGUGUGGACCAUGUCUUCAAUCUUGCUGCUGAUAUGGGUGGCAUGGGUUUCAUUCAGUCCAACCACUCCGUUAUCAUGUACAACAACACCAUGAUCAGUUUUAACAUUCUUGAGGCUGGGCGUAUCAAUGGUGUGAAGAGGUUCUUCUAUGCCUCGAGCGCAUGCAUUUACCCUGAAUUCAAGCAGCUUGAGACAAAUGUGAGCUUGAAGGAAGCUGAUGCCUGGCCUGCUGAGCCACAAGAUGCCUAUGGCUUGGAGAAGCUGGCGACUGAGGAGCUGUGCAAGCACUACACCAAGGACUUUGCCAUUGAGUGCCGUGUUGGCCGUUUCCACAAUAUUUACGGUCCCUUUGGAACAUGGAAAGGUGGUCGCGAGAAGGCACCUGCUGCCUUCUGCAGGAAGGCCCAGACCUCCACAGAGCGGUUUGAGAUGUGGGGUGACGGUCUCCAGACCCGAUCCUUCACUUUUAUCGACGAGUGUGUCGAGGGUGUUCUGAGGUUGACAAAGUCGGACUUCCGCGAGCCAGUGAACAUUGGGAGCGAUGAAAUGGUGAGCAUGAACGAGAUGGCAGAGAUUGUUCUGGGCUUUGAGGACAAGAAGCUGCCCAUCCACCACAUCCCUGGUCCCGAGGGUGUCCGUGGACGCAACUCCGACAAUACCCUUAUCAAGGAGAAGCUUGGCUGGGCUCCCACGAUGAGACUCAAGGAUGGCCUGAGGUUCACCUACUUCUGGAUCAAGGAGCAGAUCGAGAAGGAGAGGACGGAGGGGAUGGACGUGGCCAGGUACGGGUCAUCCAAGGUGGUGUCUACCCAAGCGCCGGUUCAGCUGGGCUCUCUCCGCGCCGCUGACGGCAAGGAGUGAACUCAACACUUGUCGGGGACGUUGGGACCAUCUUCACAUGCUCAUGAUUCCUAUUCAUCGUCACGACCCGAUUAAUUUAUUUAUUUUGGUGUGUGUCACGUAGUUCCUCAAACACCAUACAUUUGAUUCGGUGAACAAUAAAAUUCCCUUA
Messenger RNA from Brachypodium distachyon (stiff brome), 1546 nucleotides. Its product is annotated as GDP-mannose 3,5-epimerase 1. Gene Ontology annotation, molecular function: GDP-mannose 3,5-epimerase activity; NAD binding. The transcript is spliced from 7 exons. The coding region runs from base 259 to 1395 and encodes 378 amino acids. NCBI's taxonomy places the organism in Eukaryota, Viridiplantae, Streptophyta, Magnoliopsida, Poales, Poaceae. The record is from RefSeq and is a predicted model, not a curated record.